Molecule: messenger RNA, 3879 nt
Organism: Cololabis saira (Pacific saury)
Lineage: Eukaryota; Metazoa; Chordata; Actinopteri; Beloniformes; Belonidae
Product: choline transporter-like protein 2
Exons: 22
Coding region: 331-2520 (729 amino acids)
Biological process (GO): choline transport; transmembrane transport
Cellular component (GO): membrane
Molecular function (GO): choline transmembrane transporter activity
Source: RefSeq, a predicted model, not a curated record
AGCAGUUUACAUUCCUGUCUGGGCUGACUUAUUCUUCAGCAGAAAGGGAUCUUUGUGGGAGUGGGGCUUGCUGCACAGGUGGAGCGCAGAUUGGAGAUGAGCAGUUGCUUCAGGAGAAAGCCAGGCGCGAGAAGGGGGGAAGUGUGAGGUUAGGUGGAGCUUCCCUGGCUGCACGGGCUAUUCAGGAACAGGUCGGACGGGUUUCUCCCUUCGCAGGACUUCUUUCGCCUCGCGCUUUUUCACUUUUACCAACAAAGAGGGAGGAAGUCGUCAAACGGAUACAAACGAUAUCAGGACAUUUCAGCAUUUGACACAGAAAGGAGCCUCGAGAUGUCUGAGGAUGAGGAAUAUUUUGGAAAGCACGGUGAGCCAAGGAAAUAUGAUCCCACCUUCAAGGGUCCAAUCCACAAAAGGGGUUGCACAGAUGUCGUCUGCUGCAUUCUCUUCAUUAUUGCCAUCCUGGGUUAUAUCGCAGUGGGAAUUCUCGCCUGGUCCCAAGGUGACCCCAGGAAGGUGAUCUACCCCACAGACAGUCGGGGCCAGUUCUGUGGGCAGGCUGGCACUCCUCUUGAGAACAAGCGACUGUUGUUUUACUUCAACAUCAUGAAGUGUGCCAGUCCCAUGGUGCUGCUGGAGUUCCAGUGUCCAACCACACAGAUGUGUGUGGAGAAGUGCCCUGAAAAGUUCAUGACAUUACUCAAAGCCCACAGCAACCGAAAUGACUUUGACUACUACAAAAACUUCUGCAAGGACGGUGUGACCAAUUCAAUGAGUGUACCGGAAAUCCUGAGAUCGGGUCUCUGCCCUGCCAUGCUGACGCCCAGCAAGCCCUUCACCCGUAGGUGCUUUCCAGCGUUGUUCCAGAAAGGAGGCAAGAUAACUGUUGGAAACAGCUCUACGUUUGACGACGGAACCGGAAAUAUCCGAGACGCCAAGGAUCUUAUAGAUGGAGUGAAGAAUGCCACCAUGGUGAUCGAGGCGCGGCAGGUGGCCAUGAAAAUAUUUGAGGAUUACACACAGUCCUGGUACUGGAUCCUCAUAGGGUUGGUCAUUGCCAUGGUAACCAGUCUCCUCUUCAUCGUCCUCCUGCGCUUCCUGGCAGGCAUCAUGGUCUGGGUCAUGAUAGCUAUGGUGAUCCUUGUGAUAGGAUAUGGCAUCUUCCAUUGCUACAUGGAGUACGCUGACCUGAAGGGGGAGGCGGGCUCCAACGUAACUCUGAAGGAACUGGGUUUCCAGACAGACUUCACCAUCUACCUGCAGAUCAGGCAGACCUGGCUGGCCUUCAUGAUUAUUCUGGCCAUCGUGGAGGUUGUCAUCAUCCUCCUGCUCAUCUUCCUGAGGAAGAGACUCCUCAUCGCCAUCGCUCUCAUCAAAGAGGCCAGCAGAGCCGUUGGACAUGUGAUGUGUUCCCUUCUCUACCCACUGUUCACCUUCCUCCUCUUAGCCUUGGUCAUCGCCUACUGGGGAGUCACUGCUGUUUUCUUGUCUACCUCCAAUGAACCCAUCUACAAGGUGUUUAAUGACACGGUAUGCGAUCACUCCAGAGCAACUUGUGAACCAGCUAACUACUCGACGAGUGUCAUGAAGAAAGACUGCCCCGAGUCGGAGUGCCUGUUUGCUUUCUACGGUGGAGAGACGGUUUACCACAAGUACCUGAUUGCCCUGCAGUUCUACAACGUGUUCCUCUUCUUCUGGUGCGCCAACUUCGUCACAGCUCUGGGGCAGAUGACCCUAGCCGGGGCUUUUGCCUCCUACUACUGGGCGUUUGUCAAGCCGGACGACAUCCCGGCCUUCCCCGUGUUCUCCUCCCUGGGGAGGUCGCUCAGGUAUCAUACAGGAACUCUGGCUUUUGGCUCCCUGAUCCUCUCAAUCAUUCAGGUCAUCAGGGUUUUGCUGGAAUAUUUGGACCACAAGCUGAAAGGAGCCCAAAACAAGUUUGCAAAGUUCCUGUUGUGUUGUCUGAAAUGCUGCUUCUGGUGUCUGGAAAAAUUCAUCAAGUUCCUCAACAGAAAUGCGUACAUUAUGGUGGCGAUUUAUGGCAAAAGCUUCUGCACAUCUGCCAGAGAUGCCUUCUUUCUCCUCAUGAGGAACAUGAUCAGGGUUGCCGUCUUGGAUAAAGUGACCGAUUUCCUUCUAUUCUUGGGCAAACUGCUCAUUGUUGGGCUUGUUGGCGUCUUCGCCUUCUUCUUCUUCUCUGGACGAGUGAAGGCCUUUGAGGACACGGCUCCCACCCUCAACUAUUACUGGGUUCCCAUCAUAACGCUGGUGGUCGGCUCGUACCUGAUCGCCCAUGGAUUCUUCAGUGUGUACGCCAUGUGUGUGGACACGCUGUUCCUCUGUUUCUGCGAAGACCUGGAACGCAAUGACGGUUCAACCGCGAGGCCUUAUUACAUGUCGUCAACUCUUCACGAGGUUCUGUGGGAGGACAAGGCCGGAGACGCCUCCGUGUCGCCGGCUCGGCACCGGCACGACGAAGACAUUCAGCUGAGACGGGAGCCGACUAAAGAGGACGUGGCUUAGACUGGAGGACUUUUAUCACUCAAUUAGAGGCGCAGCAAAAACACCUUGCCUUAACGUGACAGAUGAAGUCCUCUAGUAGCUCGUAGUGUCUUUUUUUUUUAUUUUAUUUUUUUCCUGAUUUCUUGAUGAUGUUUCUUUUUUGAAUGUGAUUUAUCAUGAGUGGCUGGAGUCUCUUAGCUGUGGGUGUUAAAGGUGAAGUGGACCCUUGACGGGUUGCUGAUCCACCACGGAGAGAUUUCCACGUCUUCUAGACACAAAUGUGAAGCCUUUUGUUUCUUUGCCUGACACUUAACUUGUCAAAUCCUAACAAAUAAGGGGAGUGUGGUUAAUUAGAAUCAUCUGAUCAAAACGCCUCAUCGCUGGUUCUUCAGUGUCUUCAGGGAUCACCAUGUUGGUGUUUUGGUAUGAGCUGUUGCAUGACUUUAGUUUGGUGAAAUGUAGUUGCUUUUUGAAGUUGACAGGAUUUACUUAAGUUUCUCUUUUUAUUGUAGCUCUUUCUUUUUUUUUUCUUAGUUCCAAGUGAUGGAAUAGUCACUCAGGUAAAUGUCUUGACCGUGGAUUGCUCGCUCCUGAGGAGAACGGACAUUUCUCACCUCACUUGUUGCCUUUUUGAGUAGUUCUCCCUCUGCCAGCAUCCAAAAGACACUUGAGUCCAUCCGGUGCCUCAUUUACAUAGUUCUCUUUUUUUUUUGUCUCUUUUUUUGUAGCUCACAGUUUUAAAGGUACCUACUUGUUUACAGUUGAUUCCAGAACCACAUUACUCUACAGUCUUAUACUCAGUGACGCACUUUAAUGUUCAGCCAUAAUAGAUUCUGUCUGUAUAUGUGAAUAUUGGUGGAUUUUCAGGUGUAUAUUUUUUUUUCCUGCGUGGAUUUAGUUCUUUUACAGAAAUGAGCUUUUCUGUUGACUUAAACAGUGUUUCACUGACACGUGGAUCUGAAACUUGAAUUUGUCUUUUUGUUCAUAAAUGAACUAUUGAUUUAAAAGUUGUAUGAUUUUUAUUCAGUUGCAUUAAAGUUUUUUUUAGAUUUACUUCUCGUGGCUACAAAUUGAAGUUUUGUGCUCGUUCUAGGUUUUUCUUUUAUUGUAUUUUUAUAUUUCAAUCACAAAAUUGUAAGCUACCUUACACUUGACGAUAUUUAUUACAAGAGUAAAGGCAGAUCCUCAGACUUUUUAAAAAUAUGGCAAUCUCAUAUAGACUUUGACUUUAAGAAUCUCGUAGGUCAAUGUAAGGCAUAGUGACUGAUAAUAUCUGAGUGCAAUGUGUUGUUUUGUUGUCUUGUUUGUUUUAAGUGGAGUUUUCCCACCGUGUUUUUUUUUUUUUUUGAGGAUAUACAGGACUGUCUCAGAAAAUUAGAA